AUGUCGUCUACUGUUCAUCCUUCGCGCAAAGAGCUGAAAGAGGUGGGCAUGGUGGGCGCCGCAAAUUCUACCAAAACACUGGCGGACCUUCCAGGACCAUUAAGCCUUCCCGUGAUAAAAACAGCCUGGACUUGGCUGCUUCUUGGAUUCCCACUUGGGAAACGAAUGUUACCGUUACAAGCCGAAAGUAUUAAAAAAUACGGCAAGAUCCACCUAAUUGAGAUUUCGGGAGUGAAAGCCGUCCAGCUUAGCGAUCCUGCAGAUGUCGAGACUGUGUUGCGAAAUGAACCGAAAUACCCGCAACGGCUUAAUUUUCCUAUCUUGGAGUAUUAUCGAGAAAAACGCAAGAAAAAACCUGGAUUGUUUUUCGCCAAUGGUACCGUAUGGCACAACUACCGAAGUGUCAUGAGCAAGCCAAUGCUUCGGCCUGUGGAAGUUGCAGACUACUCCUCCGCGUUCAACGAAAUUGUCUCUGCUUUCUGCGAUAGAGUGAGAAAUAUUCGAGAGCGCCCGGGUUCUGAGAGAGAAAAUGAAGUUAUAGGACUCGACGAGGAACUUUUUAAUUGGUCCUUCGAGUCGGUUGCCGAAGUGGUAUUUGACAAAAGAUUUGGGUGUUUGGAUGCGCAAGUUAGCGAGGAUUCUCAGGCUUUCAAGAUAGCCGUCGGAGCGUUUCUUGAGCACUUUACGGCAAGUGCUUUUUUUCCGAUUUGGUUUGUGAAGAUCUUCGAACCGACACCCGUGAAAAAGAUGUUUGACAACUUUGAUAAGAUGUACGAUUAUGCUGAAAUGUUUAUCGAGAAAAGAUUGAAGGAGUUAGAAGAACAGGAAAAGAUGAAACCAAAGGAAAGGGAAAGUGGAGGGAAAGUGGGAUUUUUUGAAUUUCUCCUGUCGAGUGGCAACCUUACCAAAGAGGACUUGCUUUCGAGCGUGAUUGAUAUUCUAUUCGGUGGAAUUGACACAACUUCCAACACAAUGCAGUGGGUGAUUUAUAUGAUGGCGCGAAACCCAGAUAAACAAGCCAUUCUCCGACGAGAAGUAUUGUCUGUACUGGGCGAACAAAAGCAUGCAUCGCCAGAUACAAUUGCCCAAAUGCCUUACCUCAGAGCCUGGGUAAGAGAAACCCUUCGGUUAUAUCCGCCAGUUACGAUCCUCAUUCGAAUUAGCAACAAAGACCUGAUUUUAAGCGGGUAUCACAUCCCCGCAGGCACUGAGCUGCACUUGCUUCCUUAUCAGAUGAGUCGAGAUGAAAAUGUAUUUGAGGAGCCCAACGCUUUCAGACCAGAGAGAUGGCUUCGUGGUAAAAAAGUCAGCCUACAAAACAGUAAGGUUGUUGAAGCCAAAGAAGUAUUUUCUUCCCUUCCUUUUGGAUUUGGCAGGCGAAUGUGUAUUGGCCGCCGUAUAGCCGAGCUUGAACUCCAUCUUCUGUUAGCCAGAAUCGUUCAGCAGUUUGAGAUUCGUUACCCUCCUGACGCAGAUGAUGUGGAGCCUUUUUUCAGGGGGCUUAUGAUUCCUGACAGACCAGUGAGAGUGAAAUUCGUGGAUCGAAACAAAUGAACUCUGCCGCCACGACUGGACGCUGUUCUUAUGCUAUAACUUCUCACAUUAAACUGAUUGGCUGUUUCUUGAGUAAAUUACCCAUCCGUAAUCUAGAUACAGUGAAACUUGGCCGCUUACCAUUUACCCGUGUAAACGGGAAAUUUUGGCUGGUCGCUUACGGAAGUUUUGGUUAUAUAAUCGUUAAAUGGCUAUUCAUGCCAUUUCCAUCCGAAUCGUUUGUGUAAAUAGUAAGCAUCCAGUAUUUAGUGGGCCCCAUAUGAACCGCACAUACCGUAUUAAGCUUCAGUGAGCUCCAAACGUUUCUUGAAUCUUAAAAAGAACCUGUAUUUAACGGACACCUGUAUUAAGAGGACACAAGCGAGGGUCUCGACUGUCCGCUUAAUACAGUUUUCACUACGUACAUUCCAGGCAUUGAAUCGUCAUUACUAACAUCAACGUCACAGCCAUUGUCAUCGUCAUCAUCAUCAUCAUGUAAGUGUGUAAAUGACGCCAUAGAACACAGGUCUUCGGCGAGUUUUACUGAAAUGUGAAUGCCACACCCCUAACCUGUGUUUCCUUUUUACGGGAUGCUCACUCGCGGAUACACUCAAGAUUAGUAACUCGUCGUACGUGUUGCUCAAGGGGUGAACAAUCAAUGUCUUCUUCUGUAAACACAGCCUAUAUUACCAGCAUCGGAAUUUGCCCAAGUGACAAUGAAAGUAGGAAAGUGUACUGACAGUUUUCAAUGUUAAAUUGAAUGGUAAAGAACCAGUGCAAAAGGCGACAGCUCGUGUCUGAACGAUUAGACUUAACAGCAUUUGCUGCGACAGACCUUAUAAGAAUAAAAGUUAGAAGAAAGUUUUCAUUGUCACUGCAAGUUAUUAUCAUUGUGCUAGAUUUUAGAAGAAUUAUGCCGCCCAAGUAUGCGUAUUAUCAGAAAGCUUCCGUCUUUUUCGCGCUAUAAUAGUUACUGCAGGAUUGUUUUGCGGUUCCCAACCAACAGCUACAACUUACUUAUGUACGUUGGAGCUGCCGCUUAAAAGGAAAACGGAAAACAUGGCCUGUGAUUUGAGGCAAUGCCAUUUUUCUAGUCUUUUUAGGUUGUUCAGUUGAUUUGGAUAAACUUUGUGGCGGGUCGUUCCUCAACCUAACCACGUUAAAUUUUACAGUUGAUGUUUAUGCACACGAUUUCUCCCCGGGUGGGUGGUUUGUGUAAAUUGCAAGCACCCCAUCUGGUUACUGUAACGAUAGCGGUCCCAAACACUUAAGAAGGACGCUGGCGAUACAUUCAACCUUUAAAUGUCCGCCCAGAAAUACAACAACAACCAAGCACAUGUUUUCUGAUCACAUGACUGAAGACCACAGGCAGACCAUGACAUUUACUAUUCAAGAUGAUCAUGUACCCCUGAGCUAAAGGAGACUCAUGGUAGCUGAGGCCACGAACUAGCCUGUGUACAGACCCCCCCCUCCCCUCCCCUCUAGAAAAAUUGGAGAAGGCCUUCGAUUUUUCCUGAGGGGAGGGGGGGGUCUGUACACAGGCUAGCCACGAACACAUCCAGGUCUUUCGAAAAGAAACAAGAAAUCAAACAUGUGAAAUUUAUGCACGCAUUCAAAUGGAAUAGCUUGAAACAAUUGACGUUGUAUUGGACUUGCUGGUGAGCAUCGAACCAGAAACUAACGUUGGCAACGAUGAAACAAAACAAUGUCAACAAACAACAAAAAACAAAACAAAAACAAGCAAUGACGUUGUGUUAAAAACUGAUUGCGUUAUGAUCAUUUUAUUCAAGAGACAAAUUUAUUAUCAUGGUGUGCAUUUAGGGAUGAGAAAGAUAGUUCUGAUACAACGCUUUUGUUUCUGGUUUCUCGUUUCAGUAUCUUCACUAAAUAUUGUCUUUGAUUUUAGAAAUUAACACCCUCACAUUAAACACCGAAGGCAUAGAGUACGAAUCAAGACAAAACAACGUCGACAAACGUCGUUCAAAUUAUAGACUUCCUUCCGACCAAUUGACUAAAUCAAGUUGGUCAAGUUGCAGUAAUUCAUGAGUCUUCUUUACAAAUUAAUGCGUUGCAAUGGACCGUAACAGUCUUUCUAAAGCACGAAUUAAACAAUGUGAAAUGCAAGAAUAGUGUAAAAAAAUAGGCCAAAUCUCUUUACUCGCCAAUACUUUUUGACUCAGUGUACCAGUCUUUACAGACUUUACAGGACCGGAGAAAUAAUGAUCUAUUGUGUCCACUCACAAAUUUCGAAAAAAAGGAAUCUCUUUGUAAAGUCCUGAAAAAAAAAUUGUUUUGCGCGUGAAGCCACUGCAGAAGGCUUCAGUUGAGUGCUCAAAUGAUAUGAUAGAAGUUUUGAUUAGUAAUGGUUACUGUAGGCAGGGACGCGUGAAGCCGGACGCGUCAAUAGGGAGCUAAUUAGGGCCAAUAUUUUUUCGAGAAUUAAUUUUGCUACUGGGUAAACAAAACCCUGUUACGUACCUUCAUGAGUGAACCUGGAAUAAAAAACGAAAUUUUCCCAUUUUCCUUUCCGUUUUAUCAGCCAUGUAUUUUUGUUUGCAUGCGUUACUUUGGCAGCAGUAUUUUGGUCAACUGUAUGCAUGACCUUAGCUUGUGUGACGUAACUAACGGACAUUUGCAUUCAAUUUAUAUCUAUUUCAGAAUGUGAUAUGUGAAUAGGAAAGGAAUUUUGUCUUUUACAUUUUGUAGGUAAAACCGAACCAAUGGCAUAUUUAGCAAGAGUCAAGUUGACUGCCGCUAAAGUGGCGUACCUUCCUAGCAGAUAUCCACGUCUUUUCAUUUUUCGUGCAACUAGAAUGGCCAUGUCGUCUACUGUUCAUCAUUCGAGUGAUGCAGGCGCCGCAAAUUCCAUCAAAACACUUGCGGACCUUCCAGGACCUUUAAAUCUUCCCAUAAUAAAAUCAGCCUGGACUUUGUUGCUUCUUGGAUUCAGUGGAGAACCUCUUGGGAAACGAAUGUUACCGUUACAAGCCGAAGGUAUUAAAAAAUACGGGAAGAUUUACCUCAUUGAGAUUCCUGAUUUUAAAGCCGUCCAGCUUAGCGAUCCUGCAGAUGUGGAGACAGUGUUGCGAAAUGAACCGAAAUACCCGCAACGGUUUAGGUCUCCUAUCUUCGAUUAUUAUCGAGAAAAACGCAAGAAAAAACCUGGAGUGUUUUUCGCCAAUGAUACCGUAUGGCACAACUACCGAAGUGUAAUCAGCAAGCGGAUGCUUCGGCCUGUGGAAGUUGCUGACUACUCCUCCGCGUUCAACGAAAUUGUCUCUGCUUUCUGCGAUAGAGUGAGAAAUAUUCGAGAGCGCCCGGGUUCUGAGAGAGAAAAUGAAGUUGUAGGACUCGACGACGAGCUUUUUAAAUGGUCCUUCGAGUCGGUUGCGGAAAUGCUGUUCGACAAGAGAUUUGGCUGUCUCGAUGCACAAGUUAACGAGGACGCUCAGGCUUUCAUAACAGCCAUCGGAGAAUUUCUUGAGCAGACCAUGGCGAGCAUUUUUUAUCCGAUUUGGCUUGUGAAGAUCUUCGAACCGAAACCCGUCAAGAAGAUGUUUGACAACUUUGAUAAAAUGUACGAUUAUGCUGAAAUGUUCAUCGAACAAAGAUUAAAGGAGUUAGAAGAACGGGAAAAGAUGAAACCAGAUGAAAGGGAAAGUGAAGGGAAAAUAGGAUUUUUUGAAUUUCUCCUGUCGAGUGGAAACCUAACAAAAGAGGACUUACUUGCGAGCGUGAUUGAUAUUCUGUUUGCGGGAGUGGAAUCAACUUCUAAUACAAUGCAGUGGGUUAUAUAUCUGUUGGCCAGAAACCCAGAGAAACAAGCAAUUCUCCGACAAGAAGUGCUGUCUGUACUCGGCGAACAAAGGCACGUAUCGCCAGAUACAAUUGCCCAAAUGCCUUACCUCAGAGCAUGGGUGAGAGAAACCCUUCGGUUAUAUCCGCCGCUAACGAUCCUUAGUCGAAUUUCCAGCAAAGACCUGAGUUUAAGCGGAUAUCAGAUCCCCGCGGGCACGGAGCUACACAUGCAUAUUUAUCACAUGAGUCGAGACGAAAACGUGUUUCUGCAACCCACUGCUUUCAGACCAGAAAGAUGGCUUCGCGAUAAAAAAGACAACCUAAAGAGCAACAUGUUUUAUGAAGCCAAAGAAGUUUUUUCUUCCCUCCCGUUUGGAUUUGGCAUGCGAAUGUGUAUUGGCCGCCGUAUAGCCGAGCUUGAACUCCAUCUUCUGUUAGCCAGAAUCGUUCAGCAGUUUGAGAUUCAUUACCCUCCUGGCGCAGAACUUGUCGAGCCAUUUGUAAGGGGAAUUCUUAUUCCUGACAGACCAGUAAGAGUAAAGUUCAUGGAUCGAAACAAAUGA
This is a messenger RNA of Porites lobata, 5894 nucleotides long. The record is from the annotation of a GenBank genome assembly. Lineage: Eukaryota; Metazoa; Cnidaria; Anthozoa; Scleractinia; Poritidae.